AUGACUAUUCUCGUUGGAAAGCCCUUGUCAUGGGCUAUUACUACCACUGCAGGAAGUGGGUUCCUGCUAUUCGGCUAUGAUCAGGGUGUCAUGUCUGGUCUGUUGACCGGGACGGCCUUUACUCGAACAUUUCCGGAGAUAGACACCACCGCCACGGGACAUGGGAGUUCCUCGUUGCAGGGAACGGUCACUGCCAUCUAUGAGAUCGGAUGCUUCUUCGGGGCGAUCAUUGCCUUAUUGAUUGGUGAACGUAUCGGUCGGCGGUGGUGCAUCAUAGCUGGCUGCAUUAUUCUUUCGAUCGGAGCUGCAUUGCAGUGCAGUGCGUAUAGUAUCCCUCACUUGAUUGUGGGCCGGAUUGUGGCUGGGGUUGGGAAUGGUCUCAAUACUAGUACUAUUCCGGUCUGGCAUUCGGAGCUGAGCAAGGCAGCGAGUCGUGGAAAGGGGCUUGCGAUUGAGCUAUGUAUCAACAUUUUUGGCGUGAUGACGGCAUACUGGGUUGAUUACGGAAUGAGUUACGUGGUCAACGAUGCGCAGUUCCGCUUUCCCAUUGCCUUGCAGAUUCUCUUUGCCGUAAUCACCUUAGCAGGUAUUAUCGUGCUUCCCGAGUCCCCUCGCUGGCUUAUUGCCCAUGGACGACACGACGAAGCACGACAUGUGAUCUGGGCCGUCCAGCCUAACGCCCGACUCAUUGACGAGGACGACGCUGCAGUGACCGCCGAUGUCACAGAAAUAACUACCGCAAUCGCUGAAGAGCGAGAGGCCACGCAAGAAGGGUCAUUCAAGCUGGUCUUCACAAACGGCCACCAGAAGUUCUUCUAUCGGACGCUGCUGGGAAUGGGUGGGCAGAUGAUGCAGCAGCUGUCGGGUGUCAAUCUGAUUACAUACUAUAAUACGGUUAUCUUCGAGGAUUCAGUUGGCAUGAGCCAUAACCUGGCGUUGUUGAUGGCUGGGUUCAACGGCGUGGCGUAUUUCGCUUCAACAUUUGUUCCUAUCUGGGCUAUUGAUCGGCUGGGUCGUCGGAAAUUGAUGCUCUUUGCGGCGGCCGGGCAAUGCGCGUGCAUGGCGAUACUGGCGGGCACAGUAUAUGACGGUAGCCAUGCAUCUGGUAUCGUGGCCACGGUCAUGUUGUUUCUGUUCAACUUCUUCUUUGGUGUGGGGUUGCUAGCUAUUCCCUGGUUGUUGCCCGCCGAAUAUGCUCCUCUCUCCAUUCGAUCUCAAGCUGCGGCUCUAGCCACAGCUACAAACUGGAUCUUUACCUUCCUGGUGGUGGAGAUCACCCCAGUCAGCAUUAAGAGCAUUGGCUAUCGCACGUAUAUCUAUUUUGCCGUGUUCAAUUUCUUCUUCCUCCCCUUGAUUUAA
This is a messenger RNA of Aspergillus luchuensis, 1359 nucleotides long. RefSeq lists its product as uncharacterized. Gene Ontology annotation, biological process: transmembrane transport; carbohydrate transport. The transcript is spliced from 12 exons. The record is from RefSeq and is a predicted model, not a curated record. NCBI's taxonomy places the organism in Eukaryota, Fungi, Ascomycota, Eurotiomycetes, Eurotiales, Aspergillaceae. The coding region runs from base 1 to 1359 and encodes 452 amino acids. Gene Ontology annotation, cellular component: membrane. Gene Ontology annotation, molecular function: carbohydrate:proton symporter activity.